Canariomyces notabilis is the source of this 927-nucleotide messenger RNA. Its product is annotated as acyl-CoA binding protein. Gene Ontology annotation, biological process: fatty acid metabolic process. Gene Ontology annotation, molecular function: fatty-acyl-CoA binding. The transcript is spliced from 2 exons. Bases 1 to 927 code for a protein of 308 amino acids. The record is from RefSeq and is a predicted model, not a curated record. Lineage: Eukaryota; Fungi; Ascomycota; Sordariomycetes; Sordariales; Chaetomiaceae.
AUGACAGAUUCAAUCGACCGAGUCUUCGUCCAUGCUCUCAACACCGUCAAGAAAAUUCCCAAGACGGGGGCUGCCCGGCCUCCACCCUCUGACCGAAUGCGUCUUUAUGGCCUUUACAAGCAGGCCAUGGAAGGCGACGUGGAUGGCGUCAUGGAGCGACCCUCGGCAGAAUCGGCGGCCGGUGCGGGCAGCAGCGGCGAAGACAUUGUGCGCGAACAGGACAAAUGGGAUGCGUGGAAUGCCCAGAAGGGUCUGAGUCGUACAGAAGCUAAGCGGCGCUAUGUUGAGGCGCUGAUUGAGACGAUGCACAAGUACGCCAAUACGCCCAACGCCCUGGCGCUAGUUGCCGAGCUCGAAUUUGUCUGGAACCAGGUCAAGAGCAACAGCCCCAGCUCGUCGGAGUCUUCAUCGGGACAUAGCGGGGCGGGAGGCGUCGAACAACGGGGUGCGAGCGGCUUUGGCGUUGGCGGCGGGAGCAGCAUCAUUCGCCGAUUUCAGCCCCCGUUGAGCGGUGCCGACGGUCCGAUGAAGGUUCUCAGUCCGAUGAGUGAGGAAGACGAGUCCGAGAGGCGCCUAGCCGAGUUAGGAGAGCAGGGAGAGGAUAAUCCGGGCGAGUACGCGAGGCGGAAUGACAAGCGGUCGAAGCGGAUGGAGCGAGCCAUCGUCAGACUUUCGGCCGAGAUCGCUGCGCUGCGGGAACAGAUAGCAACCGGCCGUGAAUGGAGGUCUCGCAAGGAGCGGAGCGUUCUUUCCUGGAUUAGUUGGGCUUUUUGGGUCGUCACGAAGCACAUCACGGCCGAUAUCAUCAUCUUACUUCUGUUGCUGCUCUGGAUGCGGAAGAGGAGAGACAGGCGGUUCGAGGACCACGUUAGAGGAAUCCUGAGCCUUGGUCGGGAAUACAUCAGAAGAAUUCUUCCGGCUCGGUGA